CCCACGUCAUCUUUCACAUCUGAGCUCCCCAGUGAGGAUAUAUCCGAUUUCUCGGACUCCGAGUUCGACAUCGUCUCGAGCUCCGGUAGUACGAGGAGUCAUGAACGCGAGGGAGCGGUGUCGGUUAACAAUAUAGAGGAGAGUGAAGAAGAGUUUCAGACAGCUACGCUUGAGCCCGCUUCGUUGCUGGACACGGACUGGCUUGGUGUCACAACUUCUACGAUCACCCCUAAUCAUGGCGUAGUGCGGCUGCAAGGAGCCGCGGUUGCGAAACCUGUAGAAUCCAACGCGACGACGAUCACUGACGAUGAUGCGAUCGUUAUGGAUGCGCUUUCUCGGUCACUGGAGCGUUCUACGGAAUCUGUCCAUACAAGCACACCUAUCAAUGGCUCGCUUCAUAAUUUGCAUUUCGUCACGUCUCCCAAGCCCGCGCGGCGUCCAUCUACCGCUCCCGCUCGUGCACAAUCUGCAGCUUCCACGCCCAUGUCAGGUUCUGGCAUCCAAUUGGAAUUCCCUGACCCCUUAUCGACGUCCGAUGAGUCGAUUGGACACAUCUUCACGACCGUCACGCAAUCCCCUAUUCCGGAAGCGUGCGUCCAGACCGAAUUGCCGAAGCAAAUCCAGGAUUCUCCCUCCCUCGAAAUGGCAACCCUUGUCGAAGGCAUCCCCCGGUCCACCGCUGAACCCAACAAUGCGACGGUCCCUGUCAUCGUGGAGGCAAGGGUUCCCACAACCCCCGCAACUAUCGGAGAGCCAGCUAGUAAGGCCUUUGAUGAGAAACUCGAGCCAUCGAGUCCUCAUUUUAUUCGCGCCCGAGCGAGCGCGUUCACGGAAGGCAGGCACGUUGCACUGGUACCCAAGGUGAUACUCAAUGCCGCAAAUAUACUGGGCCAUCGUUGGGCUGCCUCCGUG
This is a messenger RNA of Cantharellus anzutake, 912 nucleotides long. RefSeq lists its product as uncharacterized. The coding region runs from base 308 to 865 and encodes 185 amino acids. The record is from RefSeq and is a predicted model, not a curated record. NCBI's taxonomy places the organism in Eukaryota, Fungi, Basidiomycota, Agaricomycetes, Cantharellales, Hydnaceae. The transcript has a single exon.